This is a messenger RNA of Porites evermanni, 6177 nucleotides long. The record is from the annotation of a GenBank genome assembly. Lineage: Eukaryota; Metazoa; Cnidaria; Anthozoa; Scleractinia; Poritidae.
GCUGGUCGUUCAGCUGUGUUCGAGUUUGGUACCGUUCAUUCACAGUUUAUACCCUAAAAUUAUGGGAAUUCUAGCAAGUCGAGGCAUCGAAUAUGAAGACAGUUAUCGCUCCUUCUCUGAGAAAGAGCGUCAACAGCUUCUGUCGCUUUUUGAACGGCUUGCUACGGAGAAUGAGCAUGGUAUUAUGAAAAUAGAGUUUGAACCUUUUAAGGUGAGUUUGAUUUUAUGAUGAACAAGAGAGAACGAUCAGUUGUUCGAUCGACAGCAUUUUGUGUCCAGUAUCUUCUGAACGACGAAAGGAAACAUGAAACUGCAAUUUUGACACUGUUCAAAGUUUCCAGUAGCGCGCAUGCAGGUGUCAAUUCAAAACCCAUGGGAUUGUGUUCACCUUCGAUAAAAACCAGCUGCUUCUCUCUCUUGUCUGACAGUUUUCUUUGUACCUUUGAAUGGUUAUCUUUUGUCGUUUCCUGUUUAACACUACCGCGAAUUGAUUUAACCUUUUUCCCCGGCCCAGGGAUGCGCUUAUUAGAUCUGUAGUUGGCUUGACUUAUGUCUCACUCAGUGCCGGGGGAAAUUCAACAGCAUAUAUGAAUAGCUGAGCUAAAGGAAACAAAUGAUAUGUGCAAACAAUACAGCCUUAUGAAAACCCUAAUUAAUGCUCAGAUGUGAAUAAUUAUGAAAGUACUUGGCUCUUGGAUCCCUGGUGCAGGAUGGCUUUGCAGAUACUGACAGCCUAAAAUAACCCAGUGGUAUCAAUAAUGGAGAAUUUUAUAUUUGUAUCAGUGACAUUUUAAGGAUUUUUUGUUGCAUAAUCAUUAAGGUACAAAUGUGUCCCAUAAAUAGAAAUUGCCUUUGGGCCAAAACCCAUACAUGGCAUCCUUGUAACACUGUGUGUUAUUUGUAUACUAAGAAAAUCUUAAUUAUUUGCCUACUGUGGGCACGCAAGUGAGUGUCAGGAGUUAGAGCAUGCUUAUGACUUGUGAUCAUUUACAGAAAAUAUACAUUUUCAAACAUAAGAUAAUCUGCCUCUUAUUGUCAUCAAAAAACCAGACUGCCAGAUUGAAAUAAGUUAGUAAUUGUCAGUGAAAAUUACAUUUGUCACACUCACCUCUGUUUUCACCAAUGCACUUCCCCACCACCCAAUAAAACCAUCAUAACACAAAAUGAUUUUUUUAUUAUUAUUUUUGCAGGAACAUGUAGCAUGGCUUCUGCCAGAGCCGAUUACUAUCCGUUUCUUCAAGGAAAUGGACAAAAUUCAACAAGCUCGUAGAGCUUUGAAAAAUCCCUUGCCGAGUGGUCAAGUAGCAAAAGUGGCUUUUUUUGUUUCCAUGUCACAUGUUUUCAAACAAAGCAGGGAAGAAAAGGCACACAUUUUUUACUACUUAUCUGCUGAUGUUGAUCAAGUUGUAACUAGUGUAGAGGUAGAAGAUCUUUGUAAAAUUCUUUUGGAGUGCUAUGUAACUGCAUUAAAAAAGACAAUACUUGGUUCAAAAUGGAAACUGAUGACAAACCCCGAGGCAAAUCAUAGGUUUGCAAAGAAUGCAGUCAAGGAUCUUCUUGGCAAGAAAGCUGAUCCCAGCUGUGUUGCACUUGAGGAAUUUCUUCCCUGGUUUAAUAAGUUUCCCAUUAUAGAGAAUUUGUUUCUGGCUGUGAUGAGGGCUUGUUUUUUGGAUGUGGAGAGUCUUGUGGAAGAGCAGCCUCAUGGACUGGCAGAAGGAUGUGAGGAAAGUGUUGCUCAUGUUCAAUAUGACAGGUCAGUCAAAUUUGCUCAUCUACUGUUUACUAUAUGUUAUGCUGAUGUUGGUUGUUAAGUAAACCAAACUUUAUAUACUUUUUAAAUGUGGCCAAGGUAGUUUUGGCAAAGUUAACCUUGAAGCAAAUGCUGGUCAGCAGUUUUCCCAGCUAUGAUGGGGGUGGCCCGAUGCCUACAGCAGGGGCAGCAGGGGCACUUUGUGACUUGUAUACACAGUUCCUUGCUUGCAGUUCUUUGCAAAGUGUAUUUGCUAGCCUUGUUACUUGCUUGCCAUUUUUGUUCUGUGUUUUUCCCAACCCUCCCUUCCCUCUUUAGUUCAGGGCCAGGUAUUACUAAGUACUGGUCGGUAAGUAUUCCACUGAACAGUUCAGUGUGAUGGUGCCUGUGGGGCUGCUUGCAGGGUUGCCAUGAAUAUCUCCUUCCUCAUGCUAGAGCAUUGCCCAGCUCUACCAACUUUGUAGGCACCAGCACCCAAGCUCAUCUAUUGAUGAUGAGUUUAAUUAAUAAAAAUGAAUUAAUCACAAACUGGUAUAACUAAAAUUAAUUCAGUCAUUGUUUACUACAACCAAUUAAUAGAGAGGAGAAGUUGUUACAUCACGUUGCCAUGGUAGCAAAAUUUCUAGAUGACAACAAACCAAAAGGUCUCUUAAAAAGUGGAUUCACACUGUUUCAGACUUCAUCAAUCUUAUUUAAUUUCAUUUAAUUUGUCAAAUGUUGAUGAAAUUUUAUGUGGGAUAAAUCAACCUAUUCUUUUUUUUGCUGUUCACCGUUGCCGUUGCAAAAACUCCAUGUUGUUGUGAUCCAGAAAUGUUCCUACCAUAGUAACGUGAUGUCACACCUCCCCUCUCUAUAAGACAGAACUUUUUUCUUGUUGAUAAUGUCAUCAUGAUGAAUUUUAAGCUUGUCAUUUAAUGACAAAGAUGAUUUUUCAGUCACUAGUGAGACAGGUGGCUUGGAAGAAAAACUCCAAGGCCUCCCAAACUGGGAGUCGAACCUAUGACCUUCUGGUUACUAGUCCAGAUUCUAUACCACUAAGCUACUGGAGACUCGUUAUAGCUAAGGCCAAUAAACUAUCCCUAUGUGACAAAUACUGCAUACUGCUUGGACUAGGACUUCUAGACAUCGAGAGAUAUUGAGCGACAUUUACAGCAAACGGCAAACAUCAGCUUCAAGCUGAGAAUUUCUCAGAAAAGAAAAUGUGGGCCUAAAAACAGUCCAAACCAAUUGCUCUAGACAAAACUAACUGGAGUCUACUAAUUUGGGGUAAAUAGUAGUUAUAAACAGUAAGGCACAAGUCAAAGGAAAACUUGGUCACAUGGUACAAUUUCACGUUUGGUGUUUGCUGUAAUGUGACUCUAAAGGUCAAAUGUAUUUAAACAGUAGCUUCUGUUUGAUUAUCAUUUGAUUUAGGUCACACAUUAUGAUGCCGUGUAAAUUUGAAGCUGACUUUGAUAAAAUUGAUCCACUCUUGGAGGUUCCAUCCAUUAUAAUGAUAAACCAUCACCUGCCAGCAGCAUUGCAGCAUCAAUGGCGACUCUUGUUUUCAACUCAAAUUCAUGGUGAAAGCUUCAGCUCAUUUAUUCACCAAAUCAGUAAUCAAGGUCCUGUGCUCAUAGUUGUCAGAGAUACAAAUGGAGGUAUCUUUGGAGGGUUUGCUUCAGAGAGUUGGACCAUCAAGUCUCAUUUUGUAGGUAUGCAAAUUACAUGUAAGCUAUUGUAACAUGCUUGUUGCAAAGGAAUGUUGCUGGAGGCACUUAAAUUUUGUAUUAUUUUGGUCAGGAAGUUUUGAAUGACAACCAUGAUAAAGUUAAUUAAGAUUAAUAUAAUUUUAUUAUAAUAUUUUAUUGUAACCUUUUCUUUCCUAGAAUUACUAAUCAAGACGUGAUGGGUUUCUAACCAAUGAGUAACAGAUAAAAUCCUUUUAAAUUGUGAUAUUUAGUGAAACUUCUUUGACACUACUUUAACAUGGGAUCAACAGGUUUAUAUCCAUGCAGUUUGCUACACAGCAAGAAAUCACUGACCUUCCUUUUUUUAAUUUCCUGCUCUAGAGAAUUUGCUUGGUCAUUUCUUCUGAAAGCAUUUGCAUGUUCAAGUUCUCUGAAGUUCAUUUCUUAAAAACUGCCUGUUUUAAUCCACCUUUAGGUGACAGCCAUUGUUUCUUGUUCAGUGUGAAGCCAACGAUGGGUGUUUAUCAGCCAACUGGCUACAAUGAAAACUACAUGUAUCUUAACAUGGGCAUGCAGACUAUGCCAAAUGGUUUGGUAAGUAGUAAUGAAUUUGGUACAAUUCUAUUAACAGUGCCCUCCUUCCCCCCCUCCCCACCCUUGUUGGGUACAUUUGUUAGGGUAUGGGUGGGAAGUGUGUUUUUGCUCCCUUUGUUAUAUCAAAAAUACAAGUGUUAUUAGGCACAUUUGGCACUAUUUUAGGAUCACACUAGAAAAGAAAGCAAUCACCGUUUCUGUAUCCCGAUCAUGAUUAGAACCCCAUUUCUCGCUUUUCUUUUUCCCCUCCCAAUUCCCGCCCUUUUGUAUUAGAUAAAAUCCGGGUCACGAAAAGCCUGAUGAAAUUGGUCUUCCCUUGAAGACUAACUUUAAAAAGUGUCAAAAGUAACAGCCAUGAGAUUAUAACCUUCUCCGCCUAUAUUUUUUAUCACAGGGUAUGGGAGGUCAGUUAAAUUAUUUUGGCUUAUGGUUGGACGAAAACUUCGGUUCAGGGCACAGUCGCGGACAGCCUUCCUGCACAACAUAUGGCAGCCCGCCGCUUUCAGCAGAAGAAGAGUUUAAGAUUGACAGACUUGAGGCCUGGGGUGUGGGUGUGCCUCCGGAGAACUUGGUAAGCCUGUGCUUUUUUUCUUGCGAUUCUGACUCGAUUAAUUAUGAGAAUGUUUCAAAGGUGUGGUCGCGUGUGUUCAUAUCUGGUGGUGAAAUAGGCUCCGUCAAGAGAGAAUGAGAUCAUUCUCUCUUUUAUUCUCUCUUGGCUCCGUCUAUACGGAAAAAGUUGUCUCGGUUAGAGGGAUCACCCGCCUACCCGAGCUGCCCCGGGUGAUCCAACUUCUCAUACAAAAUCCAACUUCUCAUACAAAACUUAGCGAACCGCUUACGUGAGAAACAAAAAGUUGGCUUGGCGUUUCCAUGUUAGGGUCAUCCUCCUAGUCGGGUCAACUCUUCUCCAUACCUAGGGACCUUAAGAUCAGACGACGGCGACGGCAACGAGAACUUCAUAAAACUAAAAAGAAAUAGGUUAAUUUAAUAAGCAAAACAACAACUUUGCACGUGCGUCACACUUUUUUGUACAUUUCUUUGCCGUUUUUGCACGACUACGACGUAAAAAUGCCUAAUUUUAUGUUUUAUAGGGGACAUAAACAAGUAACGACGAAAUUUUCUUUCUCUUUCUUAACUUGUAUAAGGCUCUUAGGAAUUCAAUCCCAGGAGAGUUCGCGUACUUUCGACAAAGUAAGCGAGAUGAAAUAGUCGCAAUGAAGAUUGAAAAACCGUGAAUUCAUAUUUUAAGCGACGUUUUACCUGCUUUCGCCGUCCUUGCAUCUUAAGGUCCCUAUUUUGGCUCGCCCAGCCGGGUCAACUCGGUCAAGGCGAGACAACCAGAGCACGUGCCAGCGCUGUUGGCUCGGUCAACUUUUUUUGUGAUAUUAUAAAAGCUCCUUAAAGUUGACUCGGCUGCGAGUGUGACCCAUAUAAACAGGGCCUUAACUUACGAUACUAACGACUAUAUACCUUAGCAAAGUAAGUACAUAACUACUAACCAUAACAAUAACGACUCUAACUCUUGCAAAUAUUUUUCUUGAUACUUCACUUGGACUUUGCAGCACUUGAAACAUGUUCUCAUCGAGUGAAACUGUUUUUUUUUUUGCCUUCAAACAGCUAGAGAAAAAGAGCGUUCUGGACACAGAGGUUGAAGCCAAAGCGUUCUUGGAGGUCAUGGGGAAAAAGAUACACAGCGAAGGGUACAGAGAACCUGCAGACUAAAAAUUGGCUCUAAGUCUUGCGUUAAUAUUACUACGAUAGAUGUACCUCGAUAGUUGCAACUAAAAUCUGUGAAGUCUUUCUCUCUUUUUAUAUCUUUUAUUUUCCUAGGCUCUUAUUGUGUAGACUUCUUUGUUUUUUUUUUUGUUUUACGACACCCUUGAAUGUCGCCAGUUUUUACACCAUGGAUGAACCUGUUCAAUGUCACUUUUAUUCCCCACGUUUAUUUACUGUAAAUAUAAUUAGCCUCAGUAUUUCACUUUGCUUUUUUAUUACUUGUGUGCUAAGGUCGUUUCUGGAUGACUGAUUCUGCAGUGCUUCCCAGCGCUGGUCUCCUUGGAACUUUAUUUAAUUAUAGGAUUAAUCAAGGGCAAUUUUGGAGGUGAAAUAGUAAUUAUUUAUCAUUUCCAUUUUGCCUCUGAAGACAAGAAAUUGAAUUUAAUG